AUGAUAGCUAAAUCUGUGGAGGUGUUAGUAAAUGGUGUAUUUGUUCCAACAAUUGAUCUUUUUUCUGAUCCUGAUUAUAUUAACCAAUAUAUAGCAUGGUUGUGUCAAAUUGAGUCAUUUACUAAAGAAAGUUUUUUAUCUGUGAUUAAAAGUAGUGAUUGUAUGGAUGAGUUGGAAGCUGUUAAAUUAAAAGUUGAGGGUGAUAUGGCAAAAUGGAGAGCCAAGGACGGUGGAGGACAUGAUGAUACGUUAGUGAAACAGAAUUUAAAUAGUUUAAGAUUUGUGAAAGAAACCUAUUUAAGUAGAAUAAAACGGCUACAAGAAGGUCCUGUAGAUAAUGAGCUAUUAACAGAGGAGUCUGAAUUUUUAAAGUGUAACAAUUUAUAUAUAUUAGAUCUACAUGAUGUAAUAGAUAAUAAUAUUGCUCUUCAAACAUUCAUUGAAUUCAUGACAAGUAAAGGUAGUCAGCAGAUUUUAUUCUUUUAUUUGAAUGUUGAGGGAUUUAGGACAGCAGCAGAACAACAGAUAUCUGAAGCCCUCAAGUCCAGUUCCAACAAAACACUAGAACCAGAUUUACAAUCAUUACGCAGGGCUGCUAUGAUAAUUUAUGAUCAGUAUUUAUCAGAGAAGGCCACUAUGAAAAUAAAACUGCCAUCAGAUUUGGUCAAAACCACAUUACAAAAUAUAAAGAAUAGAGUGUUAUCAGAAGAUGUUUUUGAUAAUGUGCAGACACGGGUAUAUCAGUUGUUGCACACACAGUAUUUUGAAGAAUUUCUACAGAGUAAUUACUAUGUGAAAUUGUUAGCUGAACUAGGCAUGUUGACUAACAGUAUAAGUGAGGAUGGGGAUGCUCUUAGUAUAGAUGAAGAUGGAGGUAUGUUAUUUAUAAUGCUGUUAAUAUUGAUGAAGUCAGAUGAUAUAAAUGACCCUAUGGACCAAUCUCCAGACACUAUGUCUUUAGAUUCUGUAAGCUCCACCUCUUCCUACGGUACACAAUCAGGUGAUGCUUACAUUGUCGCUCAAAUAUCUCAAACAGGGUUUGUGGAUAUUUUCUGUCCAGAAGAAAGGAGGAAAGCUCAUCUAGUCGUUUGUUUCGUGUGGAUGAAUUUGAAACGAUGGUACAAAUGCGUCUGGCCAGGUUGUAUGGAAGUGAUAUUUUGGUAUAUUUUGGGUGACAUGAAUCAAACUGAAGGUAUUGUUUAG
Molecule: messenger RNA, 1203 nt
Organism: Lottia gigantea (owl limpet)
Lineage: Eukaryota; Metazoa; Mollusca; Gastropoda; Lottiidae
Exons: 12
Coding region: 1-1203 (400 amino acids)
Cellular component (GO): early endosome
Molecular function (GO): phosphatidylinositol binding
Source: RefSeq, a predicted model, not a curated record